Messenger RNA from Apodemus sylvaticus (European woodmouse), 6020 nucleotides. RefSeq names its product growth arrest specific 2 like 3 (gene Gas2l3). Gene Ontology annotation, cellular component: actin filament. The transcript has 11 exons. Gene Ontology annotation, molecular function: cytoskeletal adaptor activity; microtubule binding; actin filament binding. Lineage: Eukaryota; Metazoa; Chordata; Mammalia; Rodentia; Muridae. The record is from RefSeq and is a predicted model, not a curated record. The coding region runs from base 309 to 2360 and encodes 683 amino acids. Gene Ontology annotation, biological process: actin crosslink formation.
CGGCUGCGAACUGCGGCGGUGGCAGCGGUUAGAUGCAAGCUUGCUGGCACGCACAGAUUGAGCCCGAGUCGCCCCGCAGGGAAAAGUGACCUCGCGCCCGGGCUGGUUCCAAGAAGUCCGCACCAUUGUGCUCAUAGAGCCAGUUUACAUUGGAGCAGGACUUGAACCCAGAUGAAUCCGGUGCUUUGUACUACUACAGUGCUGUUUUGAUGAUUCCAAGAACAGAACUUUGGAGCCAACGCCGCUGCUUCCUUUGGUUUUUGACAGAUUAUCCCAGGGAGGUGAAUAGAAGUUUCGUCUCAGUGUAGAUGACCAUGCAGCCUGCAAUCCAAGUGUGGUUUGGGGAAGAUCUACCUCUGAGUCCCAGGUGUCCCCUGACUCCCAGACAUGGCCCGGGCCUGGCUGAUGUUUGCCAGUAUGACGAGUGGAUAGCUGUGCGGCAUGAAGACACCCUGUUACCUAUGCAGGAAGAUCUCUCGAUUUGGUUAUCUGGCUUACUAGGUGUUGAUAUCAAGGCAGAAAGAUUAUUGGAAGAGCUCGAUAACGGGGUGCUCUUGUGCCAGCUAAUCAACGUUCUGCAGAACAUGGUGAAGGCCUGCCAGUCUGAGGAGCCAGGGAAUUUCCCAAUGAGAAAAGUGCCCUGUAAGAAAGAUGCUGCCUCGGGCUCAUUCUUUGCCAGAGACAACACCGCGAACUUUCUUCACUGGUGCCGGCACAUCGGUGUUGACGAGACUUACCUCUUCGAGUCUGAAGGUUUAGUUUUACAUAAAGACCCCAGACAAGUGUAUCUUUGUCUUCUUGAGAUUGGUCGGAUGGUGUCAAGAUACGGAGUUGAGCCACCAGUAUUAGUAAAACUUGAGAAAGAAAUUGAGUUGGAAGAGACCUUGCUUAAUGCCUCGGGGCUUGAAGAGUCCAUCAAUGUCCCCAAAUCCUGCUGUCAGCAAGAAGAACUACAUGAAGCUGUUAAACACAUCGCUGAGGAUCCUCCUUGUAGCUGUUCUCAUCGGUUUUCUAUUGAAUACUUAUCUGAAGGGCGGUACCGGCUGGGGGAGAAAAUACUCUUCAUAAGGAUGCUUCAUGGAAAACAUGUUAUGGUCCGUGUCGGCGGAGGCUGGGAUACUCUGCAAGGAUUUUUGCUGAAAUAUGACCCCUGUCGAAUACUGCAGUUUGCUACACUAGAACAAAAAAUUUUAGCAUUUCAAAAAGGAGUUUCUAAUGAAAGUGUGCCAGAUUCGCCUGCCAGACCGCCUCAGCCUCCAGAAAUGAACCCUUUGUCAGCAGUUAAUAUGUUUCAGAAACAAAAUUUAAAACCUGGCACACCAGUGAGUGUUCCGAAGAAGGAGAAACAGGUCCGCCCACCAGGUGCGCGGCAGCCCGCGUCGUCAGGAAAAGGUAAUCUGGCUUCCCUGUCUACCCGUUCCAAACAUCCAGAUUCUCCAGCAUCAUUUCCACAUCCCAAGGUCGCAUCUUUGAAGGGCAUAGCAAAAAAGACGAAUGCUCCUUCCACCAGUGUCUCGUCUUCUCUGUCGUCUCCAAAUCCAGGGGCUAAACCACGCACCGCCCAGCAUGCAUCAGAGUCGGUGAGAAAAUGCGUCACCUUCCCCAAGACUACUCAGUCCAAGGCUAUUCCAGCCCAGAAUCCAAGAGAUCCAUCUAAGUCUAGACUUUUACCGAAUAAAUCUCCUGGAAAAAUUGAGCCAAAGCAUUUGAAACACAAUCCUCUUUCUUCCAGGGAUGAGUCAUGUGCACAUUUAUCAUCCAAGUGCCCAAAGCUACCUAAAGGGACCAUGCACGGAAGGCCCAACCCUUCUCCUUUCCAGCCAUCUGCAAAAGCGGCCAAACCCAGUUCGAAAACCAGAGCCAUAGGUUUAGGGGCACAGUCUCAGCCACCUGAUAGAACUCCGAGGUCAGGGGCAGUCUCAGCACAAAGACUUCAGUCUACAUUGAAUUUAAACAAUCCAGCUUCUGUGUGCUCAGGGUCCUCUGCAAAAGCUACUCAGGAAUCGAAAGGUAAGAAUACAGUUUCAGUUGCCAAAAAGCAACCUCAGAGUAAGGGUGUCUGCCAGAGUCCGGGACCUGGCUCUUCCAAGUCUCCUGGCCGUACCCCACUGUCGAUUGUGACCGUUCCCCAGUCUGCUACCAAGACGGAAACUGUCUCGAAGUCAGCAAAGAUUGCCAUGAAGAGUCAGUACUCUAAGGCUAAAGGGCCUCUCAAAAGCAGCAAGCCAGCAGCCUCCUCCAGGAACCCACCCUCAUCCAGUAAGGGAGCAGGCGGAGGAGAUAAAAUGCCCAGUGCCAAGAAAAAGGAAGAGGAUGACCAUUAUUUUGUUAUGACUGGAAGUAAGAAGCUUAGAAAAUAAAUAUAAUUGUAUCGUUUCCACAAAUCAGGGUGAUCACUGAAUGACAAUCCACAAGGGUCACCAAAGAUCUUCCUGUUUGUGUGUGUCUGGAGAGCUGCAGAUAUGAGGUCAAGCCGGGCCAGAGCUGGGCCAGGGAAGCGACGCAUGCAUUUUGUGUAUUAGUGGACAAAUGGUUGGAUUUUGAUCCGCAUCAUUUUGCUAAUGUCUGCUGUUCGAGGGGAAUGUAGAAGUCUAAGAACACUACCAGAACCUUAACUGUUGUUGGUUAUAUUUUUGAAGCGGUGUUAACUAUGGGCAUUAUCUGCUAAUCGCAACUCUGAUGCUCUAAACACUAGUUACUGUGCUCGGUCACAAAGCAAUGGUUUGCUUGGCGUUACUGUGUACCUGUAACCCCAGCUCAGAAGGCUGAGGCUGGGGUGCAUAGUAAAACCCAGCAAGGUUUUGAAGCGUGCUGAAGUAGGCACCUAAGUUAAUUUAUUGGUCAGGAAUCCUGGUCCAGCAAUCCUAAGUCCCAAUGGGCCCUGCUGCGUACUUUGCUAUUAUUCUGGAGUAAAUGGAAUUCUUAUUAUUUAAAUCUCUAUAACCUUUCCAUAUCAGAAGGGACUGUUUUUUAAUUAAACUGGGCUUUUAUUAAUAUUGGUAUCAUUUUAUAACCAGUAUUUUUGAUAAAAAGAAAAAAAUUCAACCAAGUAAGUUAACUUAUUGACUCAUAAGCUGAAAUUUACUAAGAAUUAAGUUUUUUUAUUAAAAAGUAUAUUAUAUAUAAUAAUCUAGACACUUUGUAUCUUAUAUUUUUAGAUGAAGUCUGUGCAGUGUGAUGGGGAAGCAUUUAAUAGCUUUUAGCACAUUAAAAUAUUUUAAAUAGACAUUUCCUACGUGUACAGAUAAAACUUUUUUUCAUUAAAAUAAUGUUUUGAUGCCAGAAUUAGGUUUUAAUGAUCUUAAAAUUAAAAGGGAUGGGGGUGUGGCUCAGUGGAUAAAUCACGUCUAGGGCAGUCGUGGGCACUGGAGUUUGGAUCCCCAUACCUACAUCCAAAUCUUGGUGGGCUUCAUGGUCUGCCUAGAGUCCAGCACUCGGGAGGAAGAGGCAGGAUCUCCGGGGACAAGCUGGCUGGCUAGACAGCCAGUGCACAAGAUUCAGCCUUUUUGAGAGACCCUACCGUAGUAAAGAAGGAAGAUGCCAAAGUCAAUAUCUGGUCUCUCCAGACCCAUACAUAUAUAUCUGCACGCAUGUGCACACACAUAUAUGAAUGCAUAUAUAUAUACAUAUAUAUAUACACAAACACAUGCAUGUACACCACAUAUAUUGACACUUGCAAAAAAUCAAGAUGGUAGUAAGAGAGCCUUAGAGUGAUAUAAUGCACACAUCCCAUCUAGUGACUUGUAUUUCUUUUGAUAGCACACUAUCGAUUUUAAUUAGGAUCUCAAAUUAUGUUCAUUUCAUUAGUCAGGCCACGUUGUGCUCAGUUUUCCAGUGCCCAGCAGACAGUGCAUGUGGCGCCUUCUGUUCUGUAGGCAGAUUCUCUUCAGAGAUAUCCAAUGAUGUAAUGACAGCAUAGACUCCUUCCACCCACAGGGAUACUUGUAAAUGAUUUAUGUACGGGCUUGUCACUAUUUAAAGUGUAUUAAUGUACUUUGAGAACUUUUAAGGGUGUUAAGUAACUGUGGUAUUACCAGUUAUCCUAAGUUUUAGGAAGGAAAAAAAAUGGUCUAAGAGGUACAUGCUUGUAAUUCCAUUGCUUGGAAAAUAGAGACGGAAGGAUCAGAACUUCAAGGACAUCUUCAGCUAUGUACUGGAGACUUGUCUCAAAAAAAAAAAUUGGCAUUUUUGACUUCUCUUUUAUAAUUCAAAUGCCCUCCCUUUAAAAUCUCCUUUCCAUCUUCUUUCUUUGCGAUACUGAGGAUCCUGUGCUGGGGUGUCUCACAUCCUUAGAUAAGCAUUUUGACUGAGCCUUCUCUCCAGCUCCUUCAAAUAAGGUUUCUAACUCAAACAAACUGGCGAGCACUGUAGCUGGCUGCUAGCCGUCUCUGGACCUACAUACAGCCUGAGAACCCUGUGUAAAGAUCCAGUGAUCUUUACCCAAACAGUUUGCUGAAAAUCAAUGAUCAACUCAGGAUAGCAGAAAGCCACCAAAAGCUUCCCAAACUCCCCUCGGUUCUGAGCAUCACAACUAGCAAUAUUUACACCUUUGAAAGCGCCUCCAGGACUCAAGAGAUGCCAAGAGCAUUUCUGGUCAUCAUGAGUCUAACACACCUUUCAAAGAGGGAGAAUUGUACCUUUAUAGAGGCUAUUUCCUCAUAGAGAGGACCAUAAAACUAUUUCUAGAUCCGUAACUUCUGAGAAUUAAAAGAAAAAUAUAAAUUAUACUCUAGGCGGACUGAGUCUGUGACUCACUAGAUUGCACAGUUUUAUAAACAUUAUCUUUUGUGCUGGGUAAUCAAGACUGAGGAUACUCCCAGACAUCUGGCAUGAAUUCCAGAAUUAACUUUAGAAUUAUUUAUUUAAAAUAAAGGUUUUUUUUUUCUGUCUGCUCUUCAGAAUUUGUCCAAAUAUAAUCAUGUGUAAGGUGAAUUUCUUUUUCUGUGUACCUUGUCUUCCCUAAACAUAGGUUAUAUGUGAAUAAGUAAUUCAGUUCCGUGGGUCUAGAGAGAAGGCUCACCAAUUCAGAACACUUGGAAUUCUUGCGGAGACCUGGAUUCUCUGCCCAGCACUCAGAGGGAGGCUCCCAAGCAGCUAGAACUCUUGUUCCAGAGGAUCUGAUGCCUGCUUCUGGCCUCCACAGGCACCAGGCAUGCAUAUUGUACGCAUACACACAUAUAGGCAAAGCAGUCAUACACCCAAUCAAUCAUCAAUCAAACACUCUAAAAAACCCUUCCUACAAAAUGUUUUGAUUUUUUUUUUUCCUAAAGGAGCUGGUAAAGCUCUGUCACAAUUUAAAAAACAAAAAUUAUACUGCAGUUAUACUCACUUCCUUUUACUAAUAGUGUGACAUUACAUAAGGUCUUUUCGUGUUUGAUUUUUAAUAAGCCAAAUAUUAAGCAUAAAAUGUUGAUGUACUGGGAAGACGCAAUGUGUGGUUUCUUUAAAAAAUAGAAUGCUUUUCUUUUUGUAAUAAUUUACUAAUGUGUAAUUGUAUAAAGCUGAACAGGAGUGUGAAGUGAUGACUUUGACGCUAGGCUUCAAGCGAGGCAUUUGAGGAGAGCACCUUCUGAACGCACGGAGUGUUAGUGCUCUUGACCUGUCAUCUCCACAAAGUCUCGUUACACAGCUGCGGCUUGCCUGGCAUUCUCUAGGUAGCCCAGGCUGGCCUUGAGCUCAUAGCAAUCCUCCUGCCUCAGCCUCCUGAGUACAGGGUUUGCAGGUUUCAGCCACCACAUCCAGCUUGAACUUGUAGUUCUUAAUGGAUAAAGGAAUAGUUUGGAGAAAAUAAUUUCUUUGGCAAUCUUUUUUAUGUCUGUCUAAUUUAAAAAUCUGUCACUUCCUUAAAAGGAGCUAAUAAAGGUUGUGAUGGAUUCUUACAUCCAAGUUUCAUCCCACCUCUGUGCCAUUUGGAUUUGUAUAUAUUCUGUUGUGUUUUUUUAAUUAUUGUUGUUUUGUGCCAGCAGUAUUUGUAUCCAAUUUAACUUAUAUUUUCUCAAGUAUUAAAAUGUCAACAUAAA